AUGGUGCCUCCCUCACAGACGCAACCAGCUUCACUCCACGCUGAUGGCCACAAGGAAGUUUCCCACGCCAAUCACCAUGUUCCCGCCUUUCUGGCCCUGUCUACCAGCAAUGAAUCUGCAGAACGAGAUAAUGGUAUUCAAGUGGUUCACGAUGGGACCCAGUUAACUGCGGAGGCGUUUCGUAACGAAGCGAUGGAUAUAUCACGACCUAUUAUCGUUAAGGACACGCCCGAGUCAAUCGGCAUGACCGUAUUUCGGCCAUUGGCAGUCCAGGAAGGAUCGGAAGAUCGAGUAACAAUUCGCCAUGUUGCAGAUGUUAUUGGCCACCAGUGGCCUGUCCGGGUGCUCGACGUGGAACAUCAGGAGGAGCUGCAAGGCUGGUCAUUGGGGGAUUUGGUUGAUCAUUUUGAAGAUGAGGGUCGACUCAGAGCAACCGGUAGUAACCGUGAUCAGGGGGGCUCAUCGCCGGAAAUCUGCGACAACUCGCACUGGGUUCCCAGACGACGAAAGGCGGCAACUAAAGCAUCUCAAAGUUUCAUGGAGCACCAGAGUCGACCGCGCAUUCUGAACCAAAUCUCUUUGGAAUUCUCCAGGACGGCUCUGGCCAGCAGAGUCAAAUCGCCAACGUUUGUUCGAGACCUUGAUUGGAUCGAGCAGCAAGACAAAAAAUCUACCACCCCCGUCCAAUACUACUGCCUUACGUCGAUGGCAGGAUGCUUCACAGAUUUCCACGCAGACUUUGGGGGAACUUCGGUCUGGUACCAUGUACUCAGUGGGUCCAAAAUGUUCUGUUUGAUUGCUCCCACGAAGGAGAACCUUGGCGUCUAUGAGGAGUGGUUGGGGCACAAAGACCAGGAAUCCACCUUUCUACCAAACCUCAUCAAGAAUCCAGAAGAAGUCAUCACGGCAUCCCUCGAGGCUUCUCAAACCCUCUUCAUUCCAACUGGUUGGAUUCAUGCGGUGUACACUCCAGACGAUGCCAUUGUGCUGGGGGGAAACUUCCUUCACGGCUAUGACAUUCCUGUUCAGCUAGCAAUCAACGACAUUGAGCAUCGACGAAAAGUUCCACAACGAGAACGCUUUCCUUUUUUUAGGGAAAUCCAUAUGGGUGCGGCUGCAUUCUAUCUGCAAAAGCUACGAGUUGGUGAUUACAAUGUAAUUGCAAGACGGGAACUCGACAAUAUUCCUGCCUUACUGAAGUGCUUGGAGGGAUGGCUUGGCGAGACUGGUACAAUGGACAAGGGCAGCUUGGAUUUUCAAGCUGCAACCUCGUACGCUCCAUCCAGUAUGGGUUAUUCGUCUCCGGAACAGCUUUUGCGAGCAUUGUGCCAAGAGCACGAGAAAGCCUUGGCUUCUUGGGCCAGCAUCAGCCGUUCCACUCCGGACAAGGGCUUGUCCAUGUUGGCGCCUGACUCGCCUAGAGACGCCAAGUUUGUUUCCGAUGCGAUGACAGCAAGCAAGGAACAAUCGGCCACUUUGGAAGUCAAAAAUCACUCGUUUCGCAUUGUCAUCUCGUCUGCGGCAAAGGAGCUGCAUAAUCCGCUGCCACGAGGUGUCCGAAAGUCAAAUCCGGGGAAAGAGUGUAACAGAUACGUCGACAAGGGGGACGAUGACGACGAUUGGGUGCCUCCGUCAGAGCAACGCAAUAACCAAAGACGUGCCUCGGGAAUCAGGCUGAAACUUAGCCUCAGUGGAGGCAGAAGUCCUCCCACUAAGAGGAAAAGCUCAGUGAAGGCUGCCCAGGGAAGCAAGCCAGACGUCAGACCCAUUGCAAAGAAGCCUAAGACAACAUCGCGACAAAGGUUGUUGAAGAAGUUUCGGUAG
Molecule: messenger RNA, 1824 nt
Organism: Seminavis robusta
Lineage: Eukaryota; Bacillariophyta; Bacillariophyceae; Naviculales; Naviculaceae
Source: the annotation of a GenBank genome assembly